AUGCGGAACAGAACUGGGCUACUUCUAGGAGUCUUUGUGCUCCUUACUGGUUUCUUGAUGAUCUGCCUGGGAGCUUUCUUCAUUGCUUCAGGCUCCGUUUUCAGCUGCUGGGGAAGCCAGAUGCUGGCAUAUUUGCUCCUGCCUCUGGGAUUUGGGGUCCUUCUGAGUGGAAUUUUCUGGAGCACCUGCCGCCAAGCAAGCAAAAGCAAAGGGGUGUUCAGCCAUGUACUUGGACAACACCUUGUUCAGGUGGCCCCCUCCCUGGUCACAGUGGACAGGCCAGACUUUUACCCUCCUGCUUACGAAGAGAGCACCGACAUGGCGAAAUGGAGUCAUUCCACGGAUACAGAGGUCUCGCGUGGCCCCCCACCGCAGUACACGGAGAGGAGCCUUGAGUUCGUGCGUGAGAAUGAGGUCCACGCAGAGGCCCCACCGGCCUACGAGGAAUCCAGACCAGCGUGGUCGCCACUGCAAAGCCUGAGCGCAACGCCAGGCCACGCGCGGGGCACGGUCAUCAGACAGACCCUUGCUCUCUCGGGAGAAGCCUGCUGA
Molecule: messenger RNA, 552 nt
Organism: Ochotona princeps (American pika)
Lineage: Eukaryota; Metazoa; Chordata; Mammalia; Lagomorpha; Ochotonidae
Gene: TMEM252
Product: transmembrane protein 252
Exons: 2
Coding region: 1-552 (183 amino acids)
Source: RefSeq, a predicted model, not a curated record